AGGGUUCGAGGUUCGAGUCGGUGGCGAAAUCAGAGCCCUACCCUCGCGCAUCAACGGCCCUGGCAACUCGCUGGGCUCCCGCGUUGCCGCCCACCCCUCGGGCGAUGGCCGUGCGCUCCCGCCUCCUCUCCGGCCUCGCCCUCUGCGCCGCCGCCGCGCUGCUGGCCACGGCGGCGUCGACCGGCUUCGUGCCUGCGCCCGCGGCGGCCAGGACGGGACCCUCCACGAGGCGGGAGCUAACCACGCGGCGGUUGUCGGCGUUGCCCUGGCGGCGAAUCCUUCGGCCGCGUACGCCGCGAAAGACUUCGACCCCGUGGACACCGUCCUGAGGGUGGUUGCGAUCGUGACCAUCCUCAUCGGGCCCAUCGUCGGCUUCGGGCUGAUCCCAGUGAUCUUCGGCAGGGACGUCUCGACGAGGCGAAGGCUCCAGCCGUGGUCCUUCUACGGCGCUUUUGUUGCUGUCUCGCGGCGCUGGGUCUCAGGGUCUUCGUCCGCCUCUCCGUCUUCCGGGUGAUUGCACGCGGGAUGGCACCCGUCGGGGCUCCCAACGGCUGCUGCUUCUUCGCCGCCCUGCACGACGGGGACGCGUCGAGGCAGCACGGCUGAGCCGGCCCCGGCGCGCCGCGGGAGGCAGCGGGAGCCGCUGUUUUCGGACUAUUUUUUUGGCUCGAGUCCCUUUCCUGGCUUCCAGGCGUCGGGUGCAAAUAUUUCAAUGAGCAGUUUCCCGAUCAGAGAGCUUAGCAAAGAGCAGCAGCUUUCAUGGACUCCUAGAUGUCGUCCAAGAAGGUCAGGAAUCUGGACUGGACCCUGGGCGUUGUCUUGGAGCUCUCUUUCUCUCGUAGAAGCUGUGUGUGUGUGUGUGUCUGGAGAUGGACCGCUGCCCAGGGAACGCGUGGCGUGGCUUCGAUUUCCUUGGCCGAGAGCCUCCUCGACUCCGGGCAGGCGUGCACGGCACAAGCACUCUACGGUCUCGGAGGUCCUCGCGGGUUUCGUGAAUCGGCGCUGGGCCGCUCGGGCGGCGCCUUUGGCGACACCCCUGGCGCGCUCCGCGCGCCAGCGCUCCGUGCAGAUAGGUGGA
Molecule: messenger RNA, 1078 nt
Organism: Prorocentrum cordatum
Lineage: Eukaryota; Dinophyceae; Prorocentrales; Prorocentraceae
Source: the annotation of a GenBank genome assembly